GGAGUGAAAAAACCCGGAAGCUCAUCUUGAUAAGUGGAGAACGUGAACGAGAGUCUAUCUUGAUGCUUAGAGGUAACGAUAACGGGUCUUGUUGAGUGGGAAAAUAAAGUGGCUGGUGCGAAGAUGGAUCUUCCGAUUCUUGGAUGUGUUGGUAAAUACAACAACUCCUCUUUCUCAUUCCCAUUUAUUCGUUACAUCUUUUGCAUCCAGCGUUUUCGUUCCAACGUUUUGUGGAUUUCCAAUAUGUAGGUAGUUCCAAUAAGGUUUGCUAAACGACAACAGCGGACGGUGUGAAUUGUAGGGACAGUUUCUCGAGGUCAUCCAUUUAAGUACCGCUAAUAAAGCAGAUCCUUGAAUAUGGCGGGUGAUCCUCCUAUCAAGCACACAGAAUGGGACAAGCCAGCGUGGAUUGCGGUUCCCGGUACCGUUGCUGGUGUCUUGGCUCUCUGCUUCAUCCUGUAUCUGCAGAAAAUCAUCAAAGGGCAGAAGAUCGGCGCAGACAUUGGCGUCCCCAAGCUCGAUAAGCUUGCGGCCCAGGUGGAAUACUUCAUAUGAGUCCUAUUGCGGAAAUAAUUUAUUGAUUUUCAUGGGCGAACUGAACAUUUGUGUUUCCACCAGGGACCAACGUUCUGCUUGUUACCCAAUUAAACUUUGCAAAAUUGCACGUCUUACAGGUAAAGAGCGGAAGUCGCGCCUUCCUAUUUAUUGAAUACAAAUACCUCGCUGGCUUUGUCCUGGUCUUGGGUCUCGUUCUCCUUGCGCUUUUCACUGCGGAGCCGAUUGCCGUCGGACAGAAGGGCGAGAGGACUGAUGGCGUGCGCGUUAUGGGAGCCUUCUUCGUGGGCGCGAUCCUAUCCGCCACCGCUGGAUGGUUGGGUAUGACCGUGGCGACCGAAGGAAAUGUCCGCACUGCCGUCGCGUGUGCCUCAGGAACUAUGAACGACGGUAAUAAGAAGAAAUUGGCGUAGUAGACCAGCGGCAUGAAGAUGAGACUAACUAUGAUGGAAUUCAGCUACAAGAUCUUGAUGCUGUCUCAGAUCGCACACAGAGAUAACAACGAUUCCACCGGUGGAGCACUUUCUGCUUUUGGUAAUUUUCCAUGAGGGCCAAACACAUUAAAUCAAGGUCUUCGAACCGCCUUUACGGCCGGAAGCGUGAUGGGAUUCACCGUCGUCGGGCUGGGUUUGGCUGGUUUGUCGCUUAUGUUCUGGAUUCAGACCGUAAAUCGUACGGAAGAGACCACUAUGGAAAUUUUGGCGGGCUUCGGUGUAGGCGCUAGUUCGAUUGCUCUCUUUGCGCGCGUUGCCGGUGGAAUCUACACGAAAGCAGCUGAUGUCGGAGCGGACUUGGUAUGAAAAAUAGCAUUAUGACAAACUAUAGAAAAAACUCGAUGCCUUUCACAGAGCAUUAUCAAUCUGUUAUCCACUGUCUUGCUUCAAUUACGUUGUUGUGAACCGAAACGUUUUUCCCAGGUCGGAAAGGUUGAGGCUGGUAUUGAUGAGGAUGAUCCGCAUAAUCCGGCAGUGAUCGCUGAUAACGUCGGAGACAACGUCGGUGACGUCGCUGGUAUGGGAGCCGAUUUGUUCGAGUCUUACGUAGGAAGCAUUAUCGCUGCAGCUACGCUUGCUGGCUCCAAUUGUAUCAUACUAUGAUAAAUGUGCAUUUCCCUCUUGACCUACACGUAGACCACAACUAGUACUUCUCUGGUAUUCAUUGACCCACUGUUUUCAUCAAACGCGACAAUGAAAAUUACAGCUACUCUUAUGGCUUUGCCGUUCGUUCUCGCGUCCGUCGGAAUUAUCUGUUCCUUCGCGGGGUACUACAUGGUCGGCACCAAGGAAGAAGGUAAGGGUUGGGAUGUGCAUCUGGGUACACUCAUGUGGGCUUUGGAAAAAGGCAUGUACACUGCUGGCAUCCUCUUCGUGGGACUCUCUGCGGUCGUAAUCUACCUCAUGUUCGGGGAUGACGAAGCCGGUUGGCGCCUGUAUGGUUGCAUCUUGAUCGGACUUUUCGCCGGUAUGAUGAUUGGAAAAGUGACAGAGUAUUUCACGUCCUUCGACUUCUCACCCACGAUCUCGAUCAAGAACGCCGGCCGCACCGGACCAGCAACCGUUGUCAUUCAGGGUAUUGGCAUCUGAUUGUCAUCACGACGUCUUCUCUGUUUUUUUGGCAAUGAUCCUUCCCAUGAUUGUACGCAGAAAGAGAACAAGGGAACUUUUUGAGCACAUCAUCAAGCAAAUCUGUUUACCACCCAUCAAGCAAACCAUGGAUACCAACCAAAGGUAUUGGUGUUGGUAUGAUUUCGUGUGGCCCGCCAACGGUGAUCCUGUGCGCAACAAUUUUGUCAUGUGCGGCUUUGACUCCGGAUGGCGUGAAUGAAGCAUACGGUGUUUCGUUGGCAGCAGUGGGCAUGCUCUCCACCCUUGGUAUUACUCUGGCCACAGACGCCUACGGACCGGUUGCUGACAACGCGGGCGGGCUCGUGGAGAUGUCCGGUAUAAAGCACUGUUUGACACACUGCAAGCAUCGAGUAUUUAGAUUCUUUAGAUUUUUUAGCUUACCCAACGCUAUUAUUCCGUGGCAGUGCCAAUUUCCAGAAUAUUGAAACAAUCUAAAUUUAGGUUUGGAUUCCUCCGUCCGAGCGAAGACCGACUCCUUGGAUGCUCUUGGUAACACGACCGCAGCAACCGGAAAGGGCUUCGCCAUCGGUAGUGCAGUGUUGACAGCGCUCUCCCUAAUGGCAGCAUUUCGACAGAAGGUGUCGCCGAAAAUCACAGUAGGCACUCUUACGGUUGUUCAACCGAUGGUUUUCGAUAUCACAGAGGCACCAACGAUGGCUGGAGCCCUGUUCGGCGCGAUGCUUCCGUAUUGAUGAGUCAUCUAUGCUGGAGUUAGUUUGCCUUGUAUCUUUAGGAAACUCCACCACAAUUGUGUUGCAUUGUACGAAUGUUAAAGGAAAGUCCGUAACCUCCCUUCAUGAUGAGACGAUGUGAUGCCCUCUCUCAUCACAAACCACGCAGGUACCUCUUUGGCGCAUUGACAAUGAUCUCCGUUGGUAAGGCUGCUGCCGAGAUUAUCGAGGAAGUCCGACGACAAUUCAGGGAAAUCCCAGGUCUGCGUAAUGCUAUUGAGCGAGCGAGCCGAGGAGAGGAGAUUCCACCGGAGGAGGACGUUGAGCCGGAUAGCGACCGAUGUGUAGCAAUCAGCACGCAGUCAUCCGUCAAGGAAAUGAUUGCGCCAGGCGCAUACGCCGUUCUCGCGCCACUCUUCGUAGGUUUCUGCGUAGGACCAAAGGCCCUCAUGGGCAUGCUCGCUGGUAUAAACGUGAAAUUUUCAAGAGGGUGUAUGAUUGUCGAAAAUGAGAAUGGACGUGCUUUCAAUAGAAUAGCGAUCUGCUCUUAUAAGAGUCGUUGAUUCUCGUCGCCCUUCCAAGAAGAACGUUGAUCUGCCAUCUCGUCCUUUUCAUUUCAGGUAGCAUUGUUAGUGGGGCAAUGAUUGCCAUUAUGAUGAGUAACGCUGGUGGUGCGUGGGAUAACAGCAAGAAGCUGUGUGAGAAGCUCAAGCUAAAGAAGACUGACCAGGGUAAUGCCUGCGUCAUAGGCGAUACAGUGGGUGAUCCUUUCAAGGAUACCUCAGGACCGGCGCUGAACAUUCUUAUCAAGCUGAUGAGCAUGGUUUCGCUCCUCAUCGCCCCUCUAAUCAACUCAAGGACCGACUACGAGAAAUGGUAUUUUCUAGAAUGCUUUGACAAUGGCCACGUGGCUAGCUAACGUACUUUGAAGACUGCUUGAAGAAUGUUCAGGCAAAGUGACGAAUGUGGACGACCACUUUUACACAUCCGCUUCUGCGUGAUUAGAGAGUUCGUAGUUGACUUACUAGGGUUUCUUGUCAAUUGAAGUUUCUUGAUUGAACAACACGGAACGCGCAGGUACCUCGGCAUGAUUCCGCUGGCUGUGUUUAUCAUCAUCACCGCCGUACUGGUAUCGAAGCGUAUCCUGUCUUUCAGCGAUCCCCUCGAAUUUGCUCCGGUAGAACCGACCACUGUGGACGGCGAAGCGAAGCCAACAGUCCCGGUAGCAAUUGCUGUAGAAAUGGUAGGUAAAGCUGAAGCCGUUGAAGUUGAGCCAUCUCCUAACACUUUGUAAUUUUCCACGACAAGAGUAAUUACUGUUUUUGUUGGUAGGAGAGCGUCAAGGAAUUUCUCAGGGAGAUUGUAUUGUCGGACGGCACAUGAGAUAACCCUCUUGCCCAAAAUAUCACUUUUUCGGUCCGGUGUUUAGAACCCCAGACUAAAUGAGCUUCAUGAUGAAAAUCGCCGUUUUUCCAGUUCGUUCAAUCACAUUUUGUGACGAGAGACGUAUGUACUUAUAUUGAUACAUAGUGUGCGAGGUGUCUUUCUCCAAACGCUCUGUUUACUUGUUGGUUGCGUAGCAGGUGUGUAGCAAAGUUCAUUUUUCCACUUAUCCGGCAUUUUCUGAGAGAUUACCUACGACGAUUUUCCGUUUGAAUUCCGAGUGGUAUUGCAUCACGAUGCAUGCGCCUUGAUGGAUACUGGGACAAUAUAGAAAAUAGUAGUGGUCACGUGCACCUUCGGCUUAGUUCGAUAAACGAUCCUGUCACUUUUUCACCAAGUGAUUCAUAUGCUCGGUUGCACAGUUGUGAUUCUUCCCAAGAAAAUGAAACAAUUGCAGUUUUUCGGGACGUAGAUUGAUGCAGUUUUUCGAUACAAGAGAGGCAAUGUCCUCUCAAUCAUAUUAGAUCGUUCUUGUUGCGAUAAAGUCAUUUGUGCUACAUAGUGAAAAGUCAAAAACGAAGGAUGAUACCAUCUUCAAAAACCAAUCGUGUGCUUUAUCUCCAUGCAAUGACUUGUUUAUAUUCAAGAAAAGAUAGCCACAGCGUAGAGGCUCUAGCAAAUAAGAUGUCUCCCGACAUCAAUGAACGUCAAUCUUCCAACAUAGGUUGCAGAGGUUGCAGUAGCGGAUCCAGUAGUAGCAGAGCUGGCAGCAGCGGCUGCAGGUGAAGAGGUCAAAGUAGCUGCGGAGGAAGCAGUUAAAGUUGAGGCCGUGAAAGUGGAGGAAUGA
Amoebophrya sp. A25 is the source of this 5081-nucleotide messenger RNA. The record is from the annotation of a GenBank genome assembly. NCBI's taxonomy places the organism in Eukaryota, Dinophyceae, Syndiniales, Amoebophryaceae.